This is a messenger RNA of Peromyscus leucopus (white-footed mouse), 3315 nucleotides long. RefSeq names its product elongator acetyltransferase complex subunit 4 (gene Elp4). The record is from RefSeq and is a predicted model, not a curated record. Gene Ontology annotation, biological process: tRNA wobble uridine modification. The transcript is spliced from 10 exons. Gene Ontology annotation, cellular component: transcription elongation factor complex; elongator holoenzyme complex; cytoplasm. The coding region runs from base 32 to 1255 and encodes 407 amino acids. NCBI's taxonomy places the organism in Eukaryota, Metazoa, Chordata, Mammalia, Rodentia, Cricetidae.
GUUCCUAUUGGCGCGUCGCGGGAGCUUCAAGAUGGCGGCGGCAGCUACCUGCGGCGCGGGCGUCCUCAGCUCUGGGUGUGGGUCACCCGCAGCCGGCCAGAGCGGCACCACCAGCUUCCAGAGGAGGAGCAAGGCCUCUGGGGCUGACGGAGGUGGCCCUCGGCUGCUGUCCAUUGCGGGCACGCGACCGUCGGUGCGGAAUGGACAGCUGCUGGUGUCAACCGGGCUCCCAGCCCUGGACCAGCUCUUAGGUGGAGGUUUAGCUGUUGGAACAGUUCUUCUGAUUGAAGAAGAUAAAUACAAUACUUAUUCACCUUUGCUCUUCAAGUAUUUCCUGGCAGAAGGAAUCGUCAAUGGGCAUACUCUGUUGGUUGCAUCUGCCAAAGAAAAGCCUGCUGACAUUUUACAGGAACUCCCUGCACCACAACUUGAUGAUAAUGGUAAAAAAGAACUUGAUGAUGCACAUAAUCCUCAAACACCAGAUGCAGAUGUUAACAUGAAAAUAGCCUGGCGAUACCAGUUUCAACCCAAGAUGCAGAUUGGACCAGUGUCAUGUUCACGAUUUGGUCACUAUUAUGAUGUAUCAAAAAGGAUUUCUCAGGAGCUUCUGGGGAGUUCAAAAUGGCAUGGAUUCUUCCUUCCAGAACACAUAACUUCAGAACUUAAGGGAGAAUCCUGUUCUUUGUCCCGAGACUACAUGAAUCUGCUUCAGUUCAUCCAGAACGUCAUUUAUACUGAAGGAUUUGAUGGCUCUAAUCCCCAGAAAAAACAGAAAAACAUUUUAAGAAUAGGAAUUCAGAACCUUGGCUCACCAUUAUGGGGAGAUGACAUUUGCUGUACAGAAAACUGUGACAACAGCCUCUGGCUUACCAAGUUCCUCUACGUUCUUCGUGGCCUUCUAAGAACCUCACUGUCAGCCUGUAUCAUCACAAUGCCAACACAUCUGAUCCAGAAUAGAGCAAUUACUACUCGUGUGAGAAAUUUGUCAGAUACAGUAGUUGGUCUGGAAUCUUUUAUUGGUUCAGAGAGUGAAACCAACCCAUUAUAUAAAGAUUAUCAUGGUUUGAUCCAUAUACGGAAGAUUCCGCGGCUUAAUAACUUGACUUGUGAUGAAUCGGUUGUCAAAGACUUAGCUUUUAAGUUAAAAAGGAAGCUGUUCACCAUUGAGCAUGAAGCCUGUUUGCUUUUGUGUUCAUCUCACAUGCUUCCUGGGAGUUUGGCUGGCAGAACAUUAUUGCUUCAUUUGGCAAGGUAAAGUCAGUUCCUGCUUGACUAUUCGAUGUCUUCAAGUCUCUGUGUGCUUAUCAAUACCGUGGCUAUUAAAUUUAUAAUUACUCAUAAGAAAUGAAUCCUAUUUUUAAUGUCUCAAAAUAUAUCUUUAUUGUAAACAAGUUUAUAUAAAGCUCUUUAUUUGCAAAUUCAGCCCAGAAUCUACUGUUUUAUAUGGUACCUUGUUUUGGGCCGUACUUGGGAUCAAACCCAGGGCCUUGCACAUGCUAGGCAAGCAUAAUUCCCAGACCCUCGUGCUAUUUCUUAUAUUUAUUCAUAACUAUGUUUUAUGAAAGAAAUUUGAGCAUGAUUUUUUUGAUGAUUUCACAAAGCCAAAUUCACAUAUUUUAAAGCCUGUUAGCACUACUCAGUGGUGAGUCAUAAAGACCCCCCAGUGCAUAUGGUCCAGCUAUCUCCUCUUUGAGAUCAUGCUGGAACAAAGAGCGCUGUCUAAAGCUGCAAAAAGACAAAACCUCUUCUCCUUCCUCAAGUUUCUACAGGCAUGGAUUCUGUACUUUGGCUCCACAAAAAUUAUAUUCAGUACUUUAAGGAGUUUUUUAAAGCCGUCACAGAACUGCGGGAGCAGAAUUUCCCCGUUUACACAAUAGCUCUGAAACCCUUCCUCCCACAGUGUGUCUGUCAUUUACGUGUCAGAGGAAGACAGACAACGAAAACAAGUGAUGGCAAACCACACCUGGCCUAGUUCCCUGCAAGGUGUGUGAUUAAAUUUCUAGAGCACAAGAACAUAUAUUCUACUAGUGUGUCCUCCAGUGUGCCUCUGACACUCAUGCUUAAUAACCAUGGUCUCUAUGAGCUUGUGGCACAGGGGAAUUUGUCCCCAAACUGUACUAAUUAGUCAUUGCCUCGGUAUUCUUGCACAGCAGAUGUCAAAAUGUUCAACCUUCCAGUCCUUUCGAGGUCCUUUCACAUCAUUUGACUAUGGGGAUAGCCAUUUUUUUUCCUUCUGUGAGAACCUUCACUGGCCUGUUGGAAAUGUGAAGUUAUUUGCAAACACAUAUCCUAUUUUAAUUUUAUUUUAUAACUGCUUGCCAGCUCCUUUAUUUAGUUCCUCAAUUUACCACUAAAAUCUUAGGUCCCCAGAAGUAAGGACAGAGUGUGUCUUGUUCACAACUAAGUUCUCAACUUACAUAUUUAUUAGUUCCAUAAAUACUUGUUAAAUGUUAAAUUGCUAUUUUUAAAGCAACUUGGAAACAAGAUUUUAGAAGCAUGUAUUUGAUACAUUGAUUCCAGGCAUUGUUUAUGAGUUUACAUACAGCGCCUUAUUUAAUUGCUGUUUAGCCUCACAGGGCUCUUGCACAUGCACUAGUGUACACGUCUUGGGUAAAAAGAUAAAGGAUAUGGAGAGCUUCAUAACCUUCCCCAAGCCACACUCUUGCGGUUAUUCAUAGUAACUCUUCUGCCUCCGUGUGCAGAAUUACACUGGAAAGCUAUCCGGCUUAGCAACUCUGAUAAUUGAUAUUUUUUUAAAACAAAAACAGAAAACAAUUUUUGUUAAGUGUUUCUGGUUUCUGGCAGAAACACAAGUGUUUCACAGUAUUGUUUAAUAGACCUUGUAAGCGUCAAGUUCCAAUAUUUUAUCGGUGAGUACAUUUAUAGUUCAGAGAGUGUAAGCAACUUAUCUUGUCCCAAGUUAGAAAGGCCAUAAGUGGCAAUAGUGACAAAUCAACCUGUCUCUUUUAUUCCAAAGCCUGUGUCUGCUGUGCCCCAACUGGUAUAGUCCACAUCUUCAGGAAGACUGUAUUUUCAAUGUAAUAAUCAAUCAUUGUACAGCUCUGGCACACAGUCAGAAAGCUCUUGUCAAAGAAUUCUCCAAUAAGAAAUGCACUUUAAGAACCCAUCAAAAGUAUAAAAAUGCAUGUUAUAACAUACACAGAUUUGAGAAUACACAUAUUUUAAUAUUCAACUUAAAAUUCCUUUUUCCAUAGUAAUCACUCCUAAUGAUUUUACGAAAAACAUUAUGAAAUUGGGUUGCAUUGAUCUUAUCUUCUCCCAUAUGGAAAGUGAGCUAUUUUAUAUAUAAUUAUG